AUGGAUUCAGUCUCGGAGAGAGAGCCAUGGCAGGCUAUAGCGAAACGAAAGCAGGACGAGCGAGAGCAAAAGAUACCUGCCGAGUGGCGACUCCCGUCUACUCUUCUGCCAAAGCAGGAUGUUGACGACGUGUUCAACUUCCCUCAAACAUCUGGAUUCUUUACACUCAGGGAGCUAGAGCUGACCAAUGUCGAUGCAUCCAAAGUUGUAGCCAAGAUAGCUGCUGGCGAAUGGACCUCUGAAGAAGUGACUCGGGCGGUAUGCAAGCGUGCGGCGUUUGCUCAGCAGCUUGUGAAUUGCUUGACGGAGAUUUGUUUCGACGAGGCCAUAGCAAGGGCGAAGGAGCUCGACCGCAAGUUGAAAGAAGACGGCCAGGUAGUCGGCCCUUUGCACGGUCUUGCCAUCAGCUUGAAAGACCAAUUCAAUAUUCCCGGGCUGGAUUCCACGCUUGGAUAUGUCUCAAGGAUCGGUCAGCCAGCUUCUUCUCCUUCAACUCUUGUCACCAUUCUGCAGAACGCUGGUGCCGUAGUAUACGUAAAGACCAACGUUCCAGCGACACUCAUGAUGGGCGAAACGAUCAAUAACGUUUUUGGUCGUUCGUUGAAUCCUCAUAACAGGACAUUGACUCCUGGUGGUUCGUCUGGUGGCGAGUCAGCGUUGAUAACACUCGGCGGUAGCUACCUUGGGGUGGGCACUGAUAUUGGUGGCUCCAUUCGACAUCCAUGUUCUUUCACCGGGCUCUAUGGUCUACGUCCCUCGCAAGGAAGAGUGUCUUACCAGAACGUGCAGAACACAUUCGUUGGACAAGAAGCAGUAAAGUCCAGCGCUGGUCCCAUGUGUCGGUCUCCAGAUGACAUCAGACUUUUUAUGUCGAGUAUUCUCGCAGAGAAGCCAUGGCGCUUAGACCCAUACUGUCUGCCCAUUCCGUGGCGCGAAGAAGAAGAGAUUUUGCCUCAGCAGCUCUGCUUCGGCAUCGCCAAUCAUGACGGCUUCGUCUCAGCAACACCGCCUCUCGUCCGGGCUAUAGAAAUUGUGAAACAAAAGCUUCUAGAUGCAGGCCAUCGGGUGAUCGAGUACAUCCCUCAUGAGAUGCAGGAAUCGAGGGUGCUCAUCAACAAGAUGUGGUCGGCUGAUGGUGGCGAAGAGUUCCAAAGGGAUACAGAUCUUUCAGGGGAACCUCUUCAUCCAGACCUCGAGGCGUGGCUCGGACACAGCGCCAACGCCCCUAGGCCAUCGGUGUCGGAUAUGUGGCGAGUCCAGAAUCAGCGAACAUUGCUGGCGCAAAAAUGGUCAGAAAGAUGGGAGAACACUCAAAGUCAGACAGGGACGGGGCGACCAAUAGAUGGGUUGAUUAUGCCUAGCCUGCCGUUUCCAGCCGUCAAGCAUGAUAGUUCAUACCCAUCGCAUUAUGGGACACUGUCGCCCCUGUUGGAUCUCACGACUGGCUCGUUCCCCGUGACUCGAGUUGAUCUUGAGAAGGACCAGAUGCCAGCAGAUAGGCCAAUCCUGUCUGGGAGAGAUGGCAUGGUCAAGAAGUUCUACAAAGGUCCAGAGAAUCACAAGAAUGCUCCGGUCGGCUUAGCUGUCAUUGGAAGGCGUCUCGAGGAAGAGAAGGUGACGGCCAUGUUGAAGGUCCUGAGUGAGAUUGUAGGCCGUGAUGCUGCACAUUUAUAA
This is a messenger RNA of Zasmidium cellare ATCC 36951, 1674 nucleotides long. RefSeq lists its product as uncharacterized. The transcript is spliced from 4 exons. Bases 1 to 1674 code for a protein of 557 amino acids. Lineage: Eukaryota; Fungi; Ascomycota; Dothideomycetes; Mycosphaerellales; Mycosphaerellaceae. The record is from RefSeq and is a predicted model, not a curated record.